Schistosoma turkestanicum is the source of this 1320-nucleotide messenger RNA. NCBI's taxonomy places the organism in Eukaryota, Metazoa, Platyhelminthes, Trematoda, Strigeidida, Schistosomatidae. The record is from the annotation of a GenBank genome assembly.
UUCCUAUAGGAUUUGAAUUUAUCACCACUUGAAUUGUUUACAAUGAUUAGUAAACUUUACUAGUUGAAAUAAAACAUUAGAUUUUUUAUCCUUUAUCUUUGAUAAUGGAAGAUUAUUAUAUAAAGAGAAUUUCCUGUUAACGCAACUUUGAUUCAGUGAUCCAUAAGACUUCAAAAGGUGGGAAGUUUGUUGACAAAACUCCCCCUAAUGAAUAUUUUUCCACAGCGUAUAGUAUUUGCAUAUAAUUACCCUGUAAAAAUAUGAUUAUCGAUGACCUUUCUUUGUUGUUCCGUCUUCCUUGUGGCUGUGACUUGACUUACCGAUUUCCAAAUAAAAGUAGUCUUAUAAAUUGUCUGGCUUCUUACCCAGUAAUUGUAAAAACAAAUCAGGAUCCAAUAUUGUCGACGUCACAAGAAUCAGUUCCUUCAUGGAUUGAAGUCAAACACAGUCGAAAUAUAUGUUUAUCAUUUUGGUUCAUCAUUACGGUACUUUGGAUGCUAGUUUGUUUUUCAGUUGGUUUCGUUAUACAGUCUUACUUUAUCCAGUUGACUUUGUUUUUCUCUGUCGUUAUUUGCAUUUACAUGCAUUUACGUAAUACCGUCAUUGAAGAAUCUCUUUUACUCAUAUCUGGAUAUGGUUUACAAACAUCAAAUCGUUACUUUACUGGUCGACAAUCUUAUUCUUCAUUUAUUCCGAUAGAACGAAUUAAAGGAUUUCAUUUAAUCGAUUCUAUUAGUCCAUUUACUAUACGUACUUAUUUAAGCUGUGAAUUUGCCAAAGUUUCUACUACAACUACAACGACAGUUCAUCCACAAAAUAUCGAUUCAUCAUCAUCAUCAGUAUUAAUCAAUAAAACUACAACAUCAUUAUUACACACAGAUCAUAAUGAUCUUAUACCAUUAAUGCCAAUUGUUAUGGAUAAUAAACAAAUUCGAUUUCAAGGUUGUGAUCAUAUUCCAUUGCCUUAUCUUGUAUGGAUGUUACGUUUAGCGAAUACAAUUUUAUUUCAUUAAAUUUUUUUAUGUUAUUUUCUUCUUUUUGUUGUUGUUGAUAUAUUUAAAAUUAUACGCUAUUUGUGUUGUUCACACUUUGAUCGCUUUAAUCACAUACUCAGUCUUUCUUUGAAUAAACUUUAGUUCUUUUACAUAAAAACAAACAAUAUAAUGACUAAUUGAGAAAUUGUGAUCAAAAUAGCAUUCUUCUAAUCCUUUGCAAGUUUUGUAUAUGAGUGAGUGUGUAAACACAAGCUUGAUUGGGCAGAGUUCACUGUUGUUUUGGAGGUGUUGUAAAAAAAAAAUACCCUCUCAAAGUAAGAAAAUU